Molecule: messenger RNA, 3105 nt
Organism: Chinchilla lanigera (long-tailed chinchilla)
Lineage: Eukaryota; Metazoa; Chordata; Mammalia; Rodentia; Chinchillidae
Gene: Necap1
Product: NECAP endocytosis associated 1
Exons: 8
Coding region: 509-1333 (274 amino acids)
Biological process (GO): endocytosis
Cellular component (GO): clathrin vesicle coat; membrane
Source: RefSeq, a predicted model, not a curated record
CUUGGAAAAUCCGAGACGAGGAGGUGAUCGACAAUAAAUCAGGCUGGGCAUUUUGGACGUUUAGAUUCCCGAUAGUUAAGCUCCUCCAUACAUUUCCUGUAGGCACUCAGUCUGGGAUCACAGAUGGCAGGAUACUACAAGAUAUUGUGGUUGAAAAGAAGAAACUCUGCCAGUUUUCAAGAUGGUCCGGAUUCGCCUAAUGACUUCCCCCCGCCCCCGACCUGCCUCCGGAAGCAACAUGGCGCUUUCCCUCAGCACCUCUCCAGAUUUCCAUUACAUGUAGUCUGGUACAGGCAGGGCAUCUUUUGCCAUCAUCCAAGAUGGCGAGCCAUGCGCCCCCAAGGUUUCCAGGUUUCAAAAUGGCUCCCCAAACCCGCGCCGCCGAGGAGGUUAAUCUCGGGAACAGAACCGAAGGCUAGUGGAAGUGACGAAGAGGAAGCAAUCGCGCAUCGGAACCCCGCCCCUAACCCUAAGCCCCGCCCUCAGCGGCGCACAGAGCGGAGCCAAGAUGGCGGCUGAGUUGGAGUAUGAGUCUGUGCUGUGUGUGAAGCCGGACGUCAGCGUCUACCGGAUUCCACCCCGAGCCUCCAACCGCGGCUACAGGGCAUCUGACUGGAAAUUAGACCAGCCUGAUUGGACUGGUCGCCUCCGAAUCACCUCAAAAGGGAAGAUUGCCUAUAUCAAACUGGAAGAUAAAGUUUCAGGGGAGCUCUUUGCUCAGGCACCAGUAGAACAAUAUCCUGGUAUUGCUGUGGAGACAGUGACGGAUUCCAGCCGUUACUUUGUAAUCAGGAUCCAGGAUGGUACUGGGCGCAGUGCGUUUAUUGGCAUUGGCUUCACGGAUCGCGGAGAUGCCUUCGACUUUAACGUUUCCUUACAAGACCACUUCAAGUGGGUAAAGCAGGAAACUGAGAUUUCCAAAGAAUCGCAGGAAAUGGACAAUCGUCCCAAGUUGGAUCUAGGCUUCAAGGAAGGACAGACCAUCAAGUUAAGUAUUGGGAACAUUACAACCAAGAAAGGAGGUGCUUCUAAGCCCAGGACUGCAGGAACUGGGGGCCUCAGCUUACUUCCACCGCCUCCCGGAGGCAAAGUCACUAUCCCCCCACCAUCCUCAGUCGCCAUCAGCAAUCAUGUCACCCCACCACCCAUUCCAAAGUCUAACCAUGGAGGUAGCGAUGCAGAUAUCCUUUUAGAUUUCGAUUCUCCUGCUCCUGUCACAACACCAGCACCAGCUCCAGUUUCUGCAAGCAAUGACUUGUGGGGAGACUUCAGUACCGCAUCCAGUUCUGUUCCAAACCAGGCCCCGCAGCCAUCCAACUGGGUCCAGUUUUGAGUAGCAUUGGUGGGACAUCAAGUAUAGACUUGAAGAAUAAAGACGACCUCGAGGGCACCAAUCUUUGAGGGAGGUUAGGAACCCUUUCUCCUCCCCAGAACCAAAAUUAAUGGACAAUCUUUUUCAUAGCUUCUCCAUUGUAUUCAGGCUGAUGUAUGUCACUCCCCUACGUGUUACUUGCUGUGCGGCCAAGAAAGCUCUGUUGUGUCCUGCUCAUUACCCUGGCAGGGGGUAGUGGAUCUUGUCAUACCUGUGGCUGACUGCGCACGGUGCAGAAGGCCAGUGGCUUCUUCAGAGGGGAGUGACCUCUAACGUUUGUAAAGAUUUUGCCCAUCUUCUGAACUCUUGGGCUUAUUUCAGAAUCAUCUCAUGACCCUGUGUACCCCUUUGUAAAGCCCUCUUCACCAAUUUCAGGGGAAAGAAAAGCUUGAAACUUUCUUUUUCCUUAACCCAAGACUCUAAAAAUGUAUAGGCUGACGUCAGUAUUUACAAAUGUCAGAAUUUUGAAGCCUGGACUACGUAGUGACUUCAAGACCAGCCUGAAAAUACAUAGUCAGACCUGUCUCAGAAAAGAAGAAGAGAAGAAUAUGGGUAGAGGCAGGUUUGGAGAAAGCUCUGUGUCCUGGGUCUCUUGUUUCCAGCCUCCUUCAGGCUUCCCCCGUUCAGUGAACAGUGAACAUCCAGUCCUGGGCGCAGCUCCGUUACCCUCUUGAGUGUUUACAUGUCUCUUCCUGAGAUGAAAGGGUUGUGUCGGUAGCGCUGCCACUAUUCUUUGGUGUUUUUUGAAUAGUGCAACAUGUUCGAGCAGUGGGUGUUUCUCAGAUGGAGGAGGCUCAAGGGGCUGUGCUUUCCAAAUUAUACAAGUGUUGAAUUUCUUGCAGCACCAUCUGGUUGCUGCAUUGGAAGCACAGCAUUCAUUUGUAGUCACCCUUUCAUUUGACUUAAAAUUGAAGAGUUAGAGUUUUUAACCUAAUCAGUAGAGCAGAGAGGUUGAAAGCACUUAACUCUCAUUCAGUACCCACAUUGCCUUGCUGCCUGGGUAUCUGACCUCUUUCCAUAAACAUUUCUUUUCUAAUCCAUCUGACUCUUCAGUAGAAAGCUGCUAUUACAUAUAUUGUCAUUUAUGAAGGAAGUUGGGGAGUUACAGUUUUCUUUCCGACAGGUUUUGUUUCAGGCUUUGAUACCCUCUAGCAAAAGUAUCUUCAAAGCAAGUUGCUGCCCUACCAUUUCCUUUCCCUCUGCCCCACCAUUCCUUUUACAGUGCUGUGAAGAGAGUUCCCUGUCUUAGGGAUUAUUAUUAACUUAACCUAUCUAUUUUGUUCGUUAAUGGACUGUUUGGAGGAUUAAAUGGAAAGAUAUAAUUUCUUCCCUUAGUAACUAUUUGAGUAUGUACAUUCUGAUUGAAGGGGGUAAGUCCUUCUAUUUAGUUUCAAAAUACAUUGUUUCUCCUGGAUUUCCUUCUCAGCUUUUUCUAACUUUGGGUCCAUUUUUUUCAUUGCCUCCCCUUCCAGGCAGCUCUAAUUCUUGCAGAACCAUGGCAGGACAUUUUAAAAUUUCACUAGAAAACACUAAAGAAAAGUCUGUAGAAUCACUAGUGACUACUGGGAACCUAUUUUUCUCAAUCUUCCUCCAUGUUGUGUUCUUUGUAUUCUCAAGAUGAUAAUAUAUUAUGUAUUUGAAUUGCUGAAAAAUUGAAAAUGAAGUUAAGGUAUAUGUAUAUAAAGCAGAUGCUGUAUUGGUGCAAUAAUGGUAAUUAAAAUAUAGAAAAAGGU